CUAAUAGUUAUGUACAUAUAGCUUCACCGAGGGAAACCAGCAAACGAUAGAUACAUAUAACUAUGUAUGUAUGCAUGUAGCUAGGUUAGUUACAUAACGUCGAUUAAAUCGAAAGCUUCUGAGCACUUGGUGACGGCAUACAUUGAUAUUCCACGCAGGGCAGAAAGUACAUACCUAUUUAGCCUACCUAAGAAAACGGCUAACUAUCGAUGAUUUGCAUCAAUCUCAUUCAUCAUCACAUCACAUCCAUAUAUUUAAUUAUACAACGUGGCACAACAUCACCACCCACACCCCAUCACAUCGUAUCAACACAGCAAUAAUGAAGCUGCACCAGCAGAAACUCGUCUGUGUUGGGGCAUGCUAUCUCGAUACCAUCCUCGAUGUGCCUUACUACCCGGGCGAGGACGCGAAAUUACGUGCCACCAGCCUACAAGUCCGGCGCGGCGGCAAUUGCCCCAACACCCUCGAGGUGCUUCAGCAGCUGCUGAGGGAGGAGGAAGGGGAACAACAACGACCCGCCCGCCAUCGCGAAGUCCAUCCGUACCUGGUGUCGUGUCUGCCCAAUGCCGAAGCGCCUGCGACGGCAACCAUAGUCGGCUCGUUUGGGCCAGAGAGCCUGGUGGAUUUUACGAGGUGCGUGUACCGUACAGAUCACACGGAGCCGGCGAGCAGCUACAUCAUACGUAGCAAGGCUACCGGGAGUCGCACCCUCGUCAACUACAACGACCUACCUGAGAUGACGAUCGACGAGUUCAUCGCUGUCGCCAACGAGACCGGCGACGAUGCCUGGUUCCACUUUGAGGGACGGAUUCCUGAGACGACGUUGCAAUGCAUUCGGUAUUUGAGGCAGUCGUUCCCCCAUACAAGAGUAAGCGUCGAGAUCGAAAAACCGGGCCGAGAGGGCUUAGAAGAUUUGGCGGGUGAAGCGGACGUGAUCUUUUAUUCGCGGAGUUGGGCUGAAAAUAAGCGGUACGAGAGUGCUCAGCAAUGCCUGAAUGCCCAAUCGGGCGUGGCCCGGAAAGCGUCCCUCCUCUUGUGUACGUGGGGUUCGGAUGGUGCGUCGUAUCUAUCCCUUCCCAGCCAGAGGGCCGUGUCUUGCCCGGUAGCAGCCUUGUCUGGACAACCAAACAUUUCCGUGGUGGACACCGUAGGAGCAGGUGACACCUUCAUUGCCGGGAUGCUGUUCGGGCUGCUGUGCCACCAGCAAGACUGGGACACCGAGAAGAAAGUCCAGUUUGCUGUGCAGCUUGCUACGUGCAAAGUGCAACGGGACGGAUUCGACGGCGUUGGGGCCGACGUGAUGAAGCACCUUGGAGUGGCGUCUCAGUGAAACUGGACGAUCGGCUAGGUAGGCAUGUUAUGAGAUGUGACUAGCUAGCGAGCGAGCGAGCCGUGGUCGUGUGACGGGGACAUGGUGACCUAUUUUCUUGUUCUUAUUUUUUUUCUUCAAAUUAAUUUUUUGAAACUCUUCCAUCUCUUCUCUUAUCUCGUUCCCUUCCUAAGUAAGCCCAAGCAUAUCCAAGUCCAUGCCUAAGCCCAAGCCCAAGC
Molecule: messenger RNA, 1548 nt
Organism: Hypoxylon fragiforme
Lineage: Eukaryota; Fungi; Ascomycota; Sordariomycetes; Xylariales; Hypoxylaceae
Product: Ribokinase-like protein
Exons: 7
Coding region: 320-1330 (336 amino acids)
Biological process (GO): fructose metabolic process
Molecular function (GO): ketohexokinase activity
Source: RefSeq, a predicted model, not a curated record